Messenger RNA from Paramormyrops kingsleyae, 3073 nucleotides. It is a transcript of the gene rerg, whose product is annotated as RAS-like, estrogen-regulated, growth inhibitor. NCBI's taxonomy places the organism in Eukaryota, Metazoa, Chordata, Actinopteri, Osteoglossiformes, Mormyridae. Gene Ontology annotation, molecular function: GTPase activity; GTP binding. The record is from RefSeq and is a predicted model, not a curated record.
GCGCCUUGAUCUCCAAUCCCCAGCGGCCCGCCCAGUGUAUUUCGAGGGGACUCCAUUCCGUGUAUUUCUAUUGACCGACCUGCGGAGUAGACCCGGCUCCUCUGUUGGACCUUAAUGAAAGGUGUGCCGCGUAGGGAGCGCUCGCUUUGCGGCUGCUUUCGGGAAGGUCAGACCCUGUUUAUCCUCUCAGCCCGAAUGAUACCGAUGAACUUUAAUCGGACGGGGCUGCUGCACGACAUCUAUGGAUUCCUUUACAUUCCUAGAUAUUAUUAGAUUUCCUGGUGCCAGGGAUUGCUGACAACUCGUCGUGUCUGCAUGCAGACAUCCACCAGGGGAAUCGUAGGUUCUGUGACUCGGCCAACUCGCCCACGACCUCGGCUGUAGAGCCUGCCAGCCAUGGCAAAGAGCGCAGAGAUCAAGCUGGCUGUUUUUGGCAGAGCUGGCGUGGGGAAAUCAGCUCUCGUGGUGAGGUUUCUGACCAAGAGGUUCAUCUGGGAAUAUGACCCUACACUCGAGUCAACCUACCGUCAUCAAGCUGUUAUUGAUGAUGAAUCUGUAACCAUGGAGAUCUUGGACACGGCUGGACAGGAGGAGAUGCUGCAGAGGGAGGGCCACAUGCGCUGGGGAGAUGGCUUCGUCAUUGUGUAUGACAUCACUGACCGUGGCAGCUUCGAGGAGGUCUUGCCACUCAAGAGCCUCCUGGAGGAGGCGAAGAAGCCCAAGCAGUUGACCAUGAUGCUGGUGGGCAACAAGGCCGACCUGGAACACGCCCGGCAGGUGAGCACGGAGGAGGGCGAGCGGCUGGCGGCUGAGCUGUCCUGCGGCUUCUACGAGUGCUCGGCCUGCACGGGCGAGGGCUCUGUCAGCGAGGCCUUCCUGGAGCUGUGCCGGGAGGUGCGGCGCCGCCGCAUGGUGCAGGGCAAGGCCCGUCGCCGCAGCUCCACCACCCACGUCAAGCAGGCCAUCAACAAGAUGCUCACCAAGAUCAGCAGCUAGAGGGCACUACGUCACCCCACCUGCCACGCUUGCACAAAAACAAUUGCCGAGAGAAAUUCAUAGUAAGUCUGCACAUAAGUUUCCUUGGAGAUGAAUGGUGAAUGAUUUCACUCAUGGGACUGGAAAUAAACACAGGGCAUCCACCCUUUCCAAACAGCACUCAUGAAAGUUUGUUGUGCAUGCUGAGCAGUGCUGUCAGAGAAAAAACCAGCAGAGGAACCACGUUUGUCAAAGUGGUUCUGAAGGCCACCAUCAAAGGAGACUUCUAACAAACUCAGUGGCAGUGCCAGGAUCUCCUGGCUGUCCUGCUUUUUUCCUCUGGGUACCACACUGACUGUGGGCGGCGUUUACGGAGUGGGCACACGGUACAUUCUCUGAAAUGAUUGGUGCUGAACCUGUGGUCACACUGACCGUCGUGUGUGUUCACAUUCACCAACACCUCUGUAGGGUCUUUAGUCUUCCAAGCUGACCUGCAGUAUGUCAGAUAGUAUGUAAGUCUGUAACUGAAUAGUAUUCAUACAUAAUUUAAGGGAAUUUAAGGAACACUUAUCUAAGAAUUUUCCUGGUGAAAUUGCAUCCAUUUUCUAACUGCUUAUCUUAGAUAGGUUUGUGGAGGGUCUAGGGUUGAGGGCACAAGGCUACAGUAUACCCUUUAGAAUAACAAGGUACAUGAUAAAUACAAACACACAGUAAUACUCACGGGGAAAUUUUGUCCAAUUUUGACAACAGAAGGAUCAUGGGGAGAACACUCCACACACACACAAAGCAGAGGCGGGAUCCAUAGCCAAAGAGCCAGGAGGAGUGAGGUAACAGGGCUACCCACUGAGCCACUAUGCCGCCGCCAUGGAAACCAGCGUGUUGGUCUAGAGAUCAUGUGCUCAUUAGACAAAUUCCAAUAAGUUCCAUGCAUAUGUCAGUAAAUGGUGUCAUGCCCAAUCCCCGUUGGUCAAAUCAACGUGCAGGAAUCCUGGUUUAGUGGCCUAUCUAGUGCCAUGCUAGGCAAGAGUGUAGGCCCAGGGAAAGUACACCAGUCCUUUGAUGGUUUGGAGGAUUGAGUUCCUGGCCAUUCCAGUGCCCUGCAGUGAUGUUUACUGUCAGAUGGGAGACUGUAGAGCUGUGGGUGGCAGUGAGCUAAUGGGGCUCUAUCCAAGCAGGCUAUGUCUGCUGAGGGAGACUACAGAGGAACGCGAGAGAGGAUAGCUGACAGCACACAUGUGGGGAGAGGCUGCCAUUGGCAGUUAAUGCUGCAGGGGUACCAAUAGCAGAAUAAAUAGAACAUACUCAAUGGGGAAUAUGGAGCUGGAGAACACAGAAGAAGAAGCGAGGGUCCAACAUAUAUCCAGCAAAUAGGAAAAGCCAGACAGGUCAAAUGGUCAGACUGACCAAUCAGUGCUCUAAACUACAAUAAAAAGGCGGGGCUUGAAUAACAGCGAGGUCAUGCAGAUAUGAAAAUGUAUAAGUCAGUUCUGGUUUCACAGGCGAGUAUCCAUGUUUGUGAUAAGCACUUAUGUAAUUACAGGCCACCUGACAUUGCUUUCACACUGGCGAUGUUUGCAUGUGAAAUGAAGAGGUAAUUAAGACAUGAAGUAUUCCACACUUACGUUUCAUUUGUACACAGACCUUUCUAGUUGCCAUAUGUCUGUUUUGCACAUGUCAUAACUACAGUUUUAUGAGGUGAUAAUUUACAGGGAUCUUUGCUGAAAAGAGGCAGCUGUAGUCAGAUUCAGACUCGGAUGUAAUUGCUGUCAUCAGCUUAAUCACGUCAUAAUAUUUUGUUCAUCCACAGUUUGUUGUAAUUAUUAUUUACAGUUGGCUCUUUCUGCUUCUGAAUUGCUUGGAAGACAUUGGCAUAAGCUUUGUUAUCCUGUAAACUACGUAUAACAUCGGCCUAAAUGCUUAGGUUGUUAUGUGGUUUAACUGUAAAAUGUAUAGAUCCAUUCUAUGCUGUGUGUAUUAUAAUCAAAUGGUAUGCUUGAUUCAGUAAAUCUAUGCUUGUCACUGAAAAACACUAAAUACAUACAACUAGUAACAGAAAAGUGUAUAUCUGCUGUUGUAAUUAAAAGUGAUAUAUAUUCCA